This is a messenger RNA of Drosophila guanche, 1111 nucleotides long. It is a transcript of the gene Ddrgk1, whose product is annotated as DDRGK domain-containing protein 1. The record is from RefSeq and is a predicted model, not a curated record. The transcript is spliced from 2 exons. Lineage: Eukaryota; Metazoa; Arthropoda; Insecta; Diptera; Drosophilidae. The coding region runs from base 107 to 1036 and encodes 309 amino acids.
CAACAGCUGGAAUUUCAUGCCUGAUGGCAGUGCCGAACAUCUGCCACAUUUGUUGACGUUUAACUUUUUUCCAAUAAAAUUCGUGAAUCUGUAGUUCUGUUAGAUAAUGGACCUGAUUCUUCUCGUGGGUGUCGCCGUGGCCCUGCUCUUCGUGAUCUUGACAAUAUUUUUCCUGCAGAAAAAGAAGGGCGACACAGAAACAAAGGAAGCCGCUGCGCCACCGCAACGUGGCGUCCCGCUGCGAGCCCAGGAGGGUGUGCCGCGUCGGGCCCAAAUUGCCCGCAAUCAGCGCAACCGACUGCGCCAAAAUGCUCCUGCUGGAGCUCCGCCUGCAGCGGCUGCCGCCCAGAUAGCCGACCCUGAGGGGGAAAAUGACGAUGAAAAUCCCGAUGGCGGUGGCCAGCGUGUUCUACAAGGUGCUGUGCUUGACGAGAAGAUAGGUGCGAAGAAGCGGGCCAAGAUGGAGGCCAAGGAACAGAAGCGUCUGCAUCGGGAGCAGGAGCUGGUCGAUAGAGAGCAGCGGAAGGUGAAGGAGGCCAAGGAAGAGGCUGAGCGCAAGCAGCAGGAGGAUAUCCAGGAAGAAGCAGAGCGCCGAAGAGCCGAGGCCGAACGUCUGGCAAGGGAGGAGCGCGAGCGCAAGGAGCACGAGGAGUAUCUGAAAAUGAAGGCCGCCUUUAGCGUCGAAGAAGAGGGCUUCGAGGAGGGGGACGCGGACGAUCAGGAUAAUCUUCUGGCCGACUUUAUACAGUACAUCAAGGACAACAAGGUUGUCCUGUUGGAGGACUUGGCCGUUGCCUUUAAGCUAAAGACCCAGCAGGCCAUAGAGCGCAUCCAGGACCUGCAGGCCAACGGCACCAUCACGGGUGUCAUCGACGACCGCGGCAAGUUCAUCUAUGUCUCAGAGGCGGAGCUGGCGGCCGUGGCAAAGUUCAUAAAGCAGCGUGGCCGCGUCUCCAUUGCGGAGCUGGCUGAGAGCAGCAACAACCUGAUAAACCUAACGCCCGUCUCAGCUGUUGCUGGCGAGGGCACCUCGUGAUAAAAUGUGUAAGCCAUUUAUAAAUUCAAUUUUUUAUUUAGAUGCACUGUUAAAAUAAUAACGAGAACAAAUGAA